UUAAUCCAAACUUUCAAGCCCAUACAUAAUGGGCUUUUAUAUCAUUAAUCAGUAAGCCCAGUUUCUUUAAAACCCUAGUCCUUUUCUUUAAAGCCAGGGAAAAACUCUUUGUUGUGCGGCUCUGCGCAAACUUCGAAAAUGGGUGCUUACAAGUAUGUGUCUGAGCUAUGGAGGAAGAAGCAGUCCGACGUCAUGAGGUUCGUGCAGAGGGUUAGGUGCUGGGAGUACAGACAGCAGCCUUCGAUCGUCCGUCUCGUCAGGCCUACUCGUCCCGACAAGGCUCGUCGUUUGGGUUACAAAGCCAAACAGGGGUUUGUGGUGUACCGUGUCCGAGUGAGACGUGGUGGACGCAAGAGGCCAGUGCCAAAGGGAAUUGUGUAUGGUAAGCCCACAAACCAGGGAGUCACCCAACUCAAGUUCCAGAGGAGCAAGCGUUCCGUUGCUGAGGAGCGUGCUGGAAGGAAACUGGGCGGCCUCAGAGUCGUCAACUCCUACUGGCUCAACGAGGAUUCAACCUACAAGUACUACGAGAUCAUCUUGGUUGACCCGGCGCACAACGCAGUGCGUAACGACCCGAGAAUCAACUGGAUCUGCAACCCGGUGCACAAACACCGUGAGCUCAGAGGACUUACGUCUGAGGGAAAGAAGAACAGAGGACUGCGCGGAAAAGGUCACAACAACCACAAGAACCGCCCGUCUCGCAGAGCAACCUGGAAGAAGAACAACUCUCUCUCCCUUCGCCGUUACCGUUGAUUGCUCUUUUGCGAUCGUUGUUACUUCUAUCUUCGUUUAGGUUACAUGUUGUGUUACUGUUUUAUCUCUUGCUUGAUGAUGACUUUGUGUUUUUUUGCAAAUUUUGGAGACUAUACAAUUGCCUUCGGAUUAUGGUUUUAAACGAAUACCUUUAUA
This is a messenger RNA of Brassica napus (rape), 909 nucleotides long. RefSeq names its product 60S ribosomal protein L15-1. Lineage: Eukaryota; Viridiplantae; Streptophyta; Magnoliopsida; Brassicales; Brassicaceae. Gene Ontology annotation, cellular component: ribosome; cytosolic large ribosomal subunit. The coding region runs from base 139 to 753 and encodes 204 amino acids. Gene Ontology annotation, molecular function: structural constituent of ribosome; RNA binding. The record is from RefSeq and is a predicted model, not a curated record. The transcript is spliced from 3 exons. Gene Ontology annotation, biological process: cytoplasmic translation.